AUGGCGGGUCUUGAGUAUGAGGUGCAGCGUGCAGAAGGAGAACAGACUGUAUACAUAUUGGUUGAAUCGACGCCACUGGAAAAUGGACUAUCGAAUAAAUGGACUGCAACUCGGCAGAACGAAGAAAAACCCCGGCAUGACAGUCCCGGGACAGUCAAGUUUAUGAACCCCCAGCGUCAAACAUGGAAGUAUCCUCGACGACCAAUUUUGGGACCGCAAACCGGAAAUCAGAACGAGCCCGGCCCCACCCAAUGA
Molecule: messenger RNA, 255 nt
Organism: Penicillium paradoxum
Lineage: Eukaryota; Fungi; Ascomycota; Eurotiomycetes; Eurotiales; Aspergillaceae
Exons: 2
Coding region: 1-255 (84 amino acids)
Source: RefSeq, a predicted model, not a curated record